Hibiscus syriacus is the source of this 4290-nucleotide messenger RNA. Its product is annotated as WD repeat-containing protein 11-like. The record is from RefSeq and is a predicted model, not a curated record. Lineage: Eukaryota; Viridiplantae; Streptophyta; Magnoliopsida; Malvales; Malvaceae. Gene Ontology annotation, cellular component: cytoplasm. Gene Ontology annotation, molecular function: protein binding.
UAGUUUCCCAAAAACAUGUCCACCUCCAUCCUUCAUCCUUUGUCCAACGAGCCCUGGAACUGCAUGCUCCCGGGCCCGCCCAGCCGCAAUAACUUCGGCUCCGCCGAUCUCAGCCCUUCCGGCCUCCUCGCCUUCGCCUCCGGCUCCUCCGUCUCUGUUGUCGAUUCCCGUUCCCUCCAGCUCGUCACCACCGUCCCUCUCCCUUAUGUCCCCUCCCCACCUUCCUCUUCUCCUCCUCCCAAUUCCUCCGCUCCUGUCUCUACUUUCGUCACUUCCGUUCGUUGGACUCCACUCCCUCCCCGCCGCGACCUCCUCUCCACCGAGCCUUCCUCUUCCCACCUCAUCAUCGCCGCCGCAGACCGCUACGGCCGUAUCUCUCUCGUCGAUUUUCGCCUGCGUUCCAUCGUCCUUUCCAUCGAUCCUCCCGAUCAUUCGUCUAAAUGGGGUGUCCAGGACCUCUGUUGGGUUCAGGCGCGACCCGAUUCUUUUCUCCUCGCUGCUCUAUCGGGCCCUUCUCAUGUCUCUUUCUUCAACACUUCUACUUACCGGUUCAGCUUCAAGUACGAUGCUUCGCCGGAACAUCUGUCGUGUAUCCGCCGUGAUCCUUUCGAUUCCCGCCAUUUGUGUAUCCUCGGGCUCAAAGGAUUCCUUCUUUCAAUCAAAGUGUUGGGGGAAACAGAAGAAGAUAUUUCCCUCAAGGAGCUUUUGAUUCGAACUGACUGUAAAGAGUUACUGAAGCUAGAAAGAGAUGCUGCUGCGGCUGGAAAUUCCACUUUCGCUCCCGCUUCUGCUGCUUUCCCGCUAUAUGCAGUGCGUUUGGCGUUUUCGCCUCACUGGAAACACGUGAUUUACGUGACAUUCCCGAGGGAAUUGGUGGUUUUCGAUUUGAAAUAUGAAACGACGCUGUUCUCGGCUGCAUUGCCGCGCGGCUGCUCCAAGUUCCUUGAUGUGUUGCCCGACCCCAAUCAGGAGUUGCUUUAUUGUGCCCAUCUUGAUGGCAAGCUCAGUAUCUGGCGGAGGAAAGAAGGAGAACAGGUACAUAUACUGCGCACAGUGGAAGACUUGAUGCCAUCAUUUGGCUCAUAUGUCCCUUCACCAUUUCUUCUUUCGGUCCUUAUCAGCCAAGCGGACGCAACACUACAAAAUAUCGGCAAGCUUUAUUCCGGUUCAUUGAAUGCUACAUCGGAUGUGGAUUUUGAUAACCCUUUCGAUUUUUGCGAUGAUAAUCUUCUUGUUUCCAAGACACAUUUGAUAUCCAUUUCUGACGAUGGCAAACUAUGGAGCUGGAUCUUAACUGGUGAAGGGGUUGGAGACACACAGAAUGAUGUUACGAAAAAUGCCGAUGUAAACGCAGAGUCAUCUAGUACAAACACCAUUGUUUCUUCUAUUGAUGAAUCCACUGUAGAAGGUACCACGCAGCAGCACAAAUUAAAUGGUAGCAGAAGUCAACUGCCAGGCUAUAUAGUUGACCACCCGGAUGUUACAUUUAAGAUCAGCUUAAAUGGACAGCUUCAGCUUCUUUCUUCGACUGUGACCAUGCUGGCAGUGCCAUCCCCUUCCUUAACCGCUAUCUUGGCUCGUGGUGGAAAUAGUCCUGCAGUAGCUGUUCCACUAGUUGCUUUGGGAACUCAAAGUGGGACAAUUGAUGUCAUCGAUGUCUCCGCCAACGCUGUUGCCGCGGGUUUUUCGGUUCAUAGUAGUAAAGUGAGGGGUCUAAAAUGGCUUGGGAAUUCAAGGCUGGUUUCUUUUUCUUAUACAGAGGUGAAUGAUAAAAUUGGAGGCUACAAUAACAGACUAGUUGUGACUUGUCUUAGAAGUGGGCUUAACAGAACUUUUCGGGCCUUGCAAAAGCCAGAACGUGCAGCUGUAAGAGCUUUGAGGGCAUCAUCUUCUGGAAGGUAUCUUCUGAUUAUAUUUCGAGAUGCACCUGUUGAGGUUUGGGCAAUGACAAAAAAUCCUAUCAUGCUUAGAUCAUUAGCUCUUCCAUUCACGGUAUUGGAAUGGACUCUUCCAACAGUUCGCCGACUAGUUCAAAAUGGUCCCUCUAAACAGUCACUAUUUUCCUCUCAAGCUAAUACAGCUGCGGCUCCAGAAGAGGCAGCCUCAUCUGCAACGGCAUCUUCAUCAGAUACCAAGAGCUCAGAUGGCUCACAUGAAGACAAUUCUGAGAGUUUUGCUUUUGCAUUGGUUAAUGGUGCACUUGGAGUCUUUGAGGUUCAAGGCAGGAGGAUCCGAGACUUUAGACCAAAAUGGCCUACUUCCUCAUUUGUUCCAUCUGAUGGAUUGAUUACUGCCAUGGCCUACCGCUUGCCUCAUGUUGUUAUGGGGGACAGGGCUGGUUAUAUCAGGUGGUGGGAUGUAACUACUGGCCAAUCUUCCUCAUUCAACACUCAUAGGGAAGGAAUCCGAAGAAUCAAGUUCUCACCUGUUGUUGCUGGGGACUGUAGUCGAGGGCGUGUUGCUGUACUAUUUUAUGACAAUACAUUUUCUGUAUUUGAACUUGAUUCACCGGAACCAUUGGCCAAUUCUCUUUUACAACCUCAAUGUCCUGGAACCCUUGUACUGGAAUUGGAUUGGUUGCCUUUGUGGAAUGACAAGAAUGAUCCACUGGUUUUGUGUAUUGCAGGAGCUGAUAGUAGCUUCCGUCUUUAUGAGGUUAUCAUAAAUGAUAAAAGAAGGAUCCCUGGGUUUCACCAACGAAGUAUAAAAGAGAGAUUCCGGCCGAUGCCUUUAUGUUGUCCCAUAUUGCUUCCUACACCUCAUGCAUUGGCACUACGAAUGAUCUUACAAUUGGGUGUAAAACCCUCUUGGUUUAAUACUUUAGGUACAAGUGUAGAUCAGAGGCUCCAAGCCGUUACAAGAAGUAGGUCAUUCUCAGGGGAUCUUCGCAGCUACAUGAUUGAAUUACCACCUAUCGGCGAUUCUGUAGUACCAGAGUUACUCCUGAAAGCAUUAGAACCUUAUAGGAAGGAAGGCUGCUUAUUUGAUGAGGAAAGGGCUAGAUUGUAUGCUACCAUCGUCAAUAAGGGUUGUGCUGCAAGGUUUGCCUUUGCAGCUGCUACGUUUGGCGAAGUCUCAGAAGCACUUUUCUGGUUGCAGUUGCCUCGUGCUAUGAAUCACUUGAUGAAUAAAUUAGUAAAAAGGUCUCUGGAGAAGUCACCUAUUUUACAAAAUUCAGAGCUUGAUGACACAUCUCUACUUGGUAGAAUAACAUCAAAGGGGAAAUCAACACCAGAAACUGGGUGGGGGGAUGCAUUGAGUCACUAUCAGCUUAGGUUAAUGGCUUUUGAGCAAGAAGACUUGUGGCAAAGUGCUAAUGAGCGUAUCCCUUGGCAUGAGAAACUGGAGGGAGAAGAGGCAAUUCAGAACCGUAUACAUGAUCUUGUCUCAGUAGGGAAUUUGGAAAAUGCUGUCAGUUUAUUGCUUUCCACUUCACCAGAGAGCCCUUACUUCUAUCCAAAUGCUCUACGUGCCGUUGCUCUUUCAUCUGCAGUGUCGAGGUCUCUUCUUGAACUUGCAGUUAAGGUUGUAGCUGCUAACAUGGUGAGAACCGACAGGUCACUGUCCGGCAUUCAUCUUCUAUGUGCAGUUGGAAGGUAUCAAGAAGCUUGUUCACAGCUACAAGAUGCUGGAUGCUGGACUGAUGCUGCUACUUUAGCAGCAGCACAUUUAAGGGGAUCUGAUUAUGCAAGGGUUUUACAAAGGUGGGCUGAGCAUGUCCUUUCUGCAGAACACAACAUUUGGAGGGCUCUUAUAUUAUUUGUAGCGGCGGGGGCAAUGCAGGACGCAUUAGCAGCGCUUCGAAAAGCAAAGCAACCGGACACGGCUUCCAUGUUCAUAAUGGCUUGCCGUGAAAUUCAUGCAGAAAUUAUAGCUAAUGUGAUAGGUUCAGAUGACGAGUCAGGUUCAUCAUCAGUGAAGGAUACACAGGUUGAAUUGCCUGGUUUAAACCCAGAGAAUGAGGAUGUAAUUGCAGUCUGUGAAUAUUUUGGGCAAUAUCAAAGGAAAUUGGUGCACCUCUGCAUGGACUCUCAACCUUUUUUGGAAUGAUCGUGCUACCGGUAAAGUCACUCGAUCGCAUUCUUUGACUUGCAAUGAAGUAAUGCAGAGACGAGGCGAGACUCAUCUCAGCCUACACAACCAACAUUAUGUCUUCGACCGGAGAUUGUUGCCGAUUUAGACAGCUAAGCUGGCUGUUCGUACAACUCGUUAAUUAUAAUGUCAAAUAUAUAGUAGCUUGAUGCACCGAUUUUUGCAUCCUAUUAACUUUAAUCCCACAAAACUUUUGGU